Messenger RNA from Octodon degus (degu), 4234 nucleotides. RefSeq names its product apoptosis associated tyrosine kinase (gene Lmtk1). The record is from RefSeq and is a predicted model, not a curated record. The transcript is spliced from 14 exons. Lineage: Eukaryota; Metazoa; Chordata; Mammalia; Rodentia; Octodontidae. The coding region runs from base 186 to 4115 and encodes 1309 amino acids. Gene Ontology annotation, biological process: peptidyl-tyrosine autophosphorylation; brain development. Gene Ontology annotation, molecular function: protein tyrosine kinase activity; ATP binding.
UCCCUUGCCUUUCUGUGGCAGGCCCAAAGGUGGGUGGGGGUUACCUUGGGCAGCGCUGCAGUUGGAGCUACGUGGGAGCAGCCACCGGACCUGCAGACGGCGCCCCACUCAGCGAGCUCUCGUGGUCAUCCUCCCUGGCCGUGGUGGCCGUGUCCUUCUCUGGACUCUUCACCAUCAUCGUCCUCAUGCUGGCCUGCCUGUGCUGUAAGAAAGGUGGCAUCGGGUUCAAGGAGUUUGAGAAUGCUGAGGGGGAUGAGUAUGCGGCCGACUGCUCGGCACAGGGCUCCCCGGCAGCAGCGGCGCAGAACGGGCCUGACGUGUACGUGCUGCCACUCACUGAGGUCUCCCUGCCCAUGGCCAAGCAACCAGGCCGCUCAGUGCAGCUCCUCAAGUCCACAGACCUGGGCCGGCACAGCCUUCUCUACCUGAAGGAGAUCGGGCACGGCUGGUUUGGGAAGGUGUUCCUGGGUGAGGUGCACUCGGGUGUCAGCAGCACCCAGGUGGUGGUGAAGGAACUGAAGGUGAGCGCCAGUGUGCAGGAGCAGAUGCAGUUCCUGGAGGAGGCACAGCCCUACAGGGCCCUGCAGCACAGCAGUCUGCUCCAGUGCCUCGCCCAGUGUGCCGAGGUGACGCCCUACCUGCUGGUGAUGGAGUUCUGCCCACUGGGGGACCUUAAAGGCUACUUGAGAAGCUGCCGGGUGACAGAAUCUAUGGUGCCUGACCCCCUGACCUUGCAGCGAAUGGCCUGUGAGGUGGCCUGUGGUGUCCUCCACCUGCACCGAAACAACUACGUGCACAGUGACCUGGCCCUGAGGAAUUGCCUGCUGACGGCAGACCUGACAGUGAAGAUUGGGGACUAUGGCCUGUCCCACUGCAAAUAUAGGGAAGAUUACUUUGUGACUGCGGACCAGCUGUGGGUGCCGCUUCGCUGGAUUGCACCUGAGCUAGUGGACGAGGUACAUGGGAACCUGCUGGUAGUGGACCAGACCAAGAGCAGCAAUGUGUGGUCUCUGGGUGUGACCAUCUGGGAGCUCUUUGAGCUGGGCACGCAGCCCUACCCUCAACAUUCGGACCGACAGGUGCUGGCCUACGCUGUCCGGGAGCAGCAGCUCAAACUGCCCAAGCCCCAGCUACAGCUGACCUUGUCUGAUCGCUGGUACGAAGUGAUGCAGUUCUGCUGGCUGCAGCCGGAGCAGCGGCCCACGGCCGAAGAGGUGCACCUGCUGCUGUCCUAUUUGUGUGCCAAGGGCGCUACCGAGGUGGAGGAGGAGUUUGAGCGGCGCUGGCGCUCGCUGCGGCCAGGCGGGGGCAGUGCGGGCUCGGGGCAGGGUGCAGCGGGUCCUACGCUGGGCGUGGCGGCCGAGUUGGCUGCCGCCUCGUCCUUCCCACUGCUGGAGCAGUUCACGGGCGAUGGCUUCCACAGCGAUGGAGAUGACGUGCUGACGGUGACUGAGACGAGCCGAGGCCUCAACUUCGAGUACAAGUGGGAGGCGGGUCGCGGCUCGGAGGCCUUCCCACCUAGCCCUGGCCGCGCCACGCGCCUGCAGGAGCUGUGCACCCUGGAUAGCGCACCGCUGGGCGUGGUGCCAGUGCUCAGUGCGCACAGCCCCUCGCUAGGCAGCGAAUACUUCAUCCGCCUAGAGGAGGCCGCGCCCACCGCGGGCCACGACCCCGACUGCGCAGGUUGCGCCCCCAGCCCCCGAGCCACUGCGGAUCAAGACGACGAAGACUCGGAUGGCAGUGCCUCUGCCUCGUUGGCCAUGGAGCCGUUGUUGGGCCACAGAGUGCCAGUGGACAGUCCUUGGAGCCGCCGCGACCACAACCCGCGCAGGAGCCACGGCCAGGACUCGCCCUGCCCCUCCCACUCACCCUCACCUAUCGCGGAGGACAUAGACUGGGGAGAGGCUGCCUUCUGCCCACCCUUUUUUGAGGACCCUCUGGGUGCAUCCCCUUCUUUGUGCUCAGGGGCUGUGCUCACCGGGAGUGAGGAGGAGCUGGGGGAGGCCGAAGCACAGAGGGCCACCCAGCGUGGACACUGGAGCUCCAACAUGUCAGCCAACAACAACAGUGCCAGCCGUGACCCUGAGUCCUGGGACCUCGGCUACGUGGGCAGCUACCCUGACAGCUAUAUGGAUGACUACCCCAGCCCACUGCAGACCCUGCAAGCCUCCCCGGAGUUGGACCACCCCCUAGCCCAGGAGAGCCCCAGAGAAUCUCUGCUUGGACCACAGUCAGUCUCUCUUAGCCCUGACUCAGGCCGCUGCCUCAUCCUUCCCCAUCUGGGCUCUGCCCAGGGCCUGGCACCUGCUCCCUGCCAGGUCAUAUCCCCCUGGACUGGGGCAGCCAUAAGUGGGGGUGACAACUCCCAACCAGAACCCAGGCUUGCGCAGGAAGCUGAGGGCUCUGCUGGACCCCAAAUGUCUCUUCCUUCUGUCCCAUCACCAUCCCACGAGGGAGCCCCUCUUCCCUCUGAGGAUGCCAGUGCUCCUGACACCCUUCCGGCUUCCCCCACACCUGCUGCUGGCAGCCAAGUGACAGUCCCAGAGCUAGUCCCGACCCUGGGUAACAGCACCAGCUCCCCGGAGGUGGAGGAACCCAGCAGUGAAGAUGAAGACACAACGGAGGCCACUUCAGGUGUCUUCACUGAUGUGUCCAGUGAUGGCCCUCAGGCUGAAAAGCCUGACAUAGUGCCAGCCUUACGCUCUCUGCAAAAGCAGGUGGGGACGCCUGACUCCCUGGACUCCUUGGACAUCCCCUCCUCAGCCAGUGAUGGUGGCUGCGAAGUCUCCAGCCCAUCUGCUGCUGGCCCCCCUUGUGGACAGCCCCGUGCACUGGACAGUGGCUAUGACACAGAGAACAAUGAGUCUCCCGAGUUUGUGCUCAAGGAGGCCAGUGAGCCCAGGGAGCUGGCUGCAGAGGGUGAUAGCCCAGGGCCCCAGACCCAGCUUUCAGCCUCCCUGGGGAGCCUCAAUGAGAAGAACCCCUACCGAGACUCUGCCUACUUUUCAGACCUGGAUGCUGAGCCUGAACCUUCCUUGGGCCCUGAGAAGAGCAGCUCAGGUCAAACCUCAGGGCAGAGCCCUGGGCUGCAGUCUGUGCAGACCUCUCCUGUGUUUGCAGUGCUGGGGGAGGCACCCAGCGCUGGUCACAGGGAGGUGCUACCACCACUGCCAGGGCCCCAAAAGUGUCCCCCAGAGCCAGAGGCCUGCCUCUCUAGUCCCAGACCAGAGCCUCCUACGUCCUUAGGCUCAGUUGAGGAGCAGCCUAUGGCCAGUCUCGGCUCUUCCAAGUUCUUCCUGCUGACCCCUGUGCCGCGGAUCCCAGAAGGUGAUGGCACAGAGCUCCAGGGGCCCCCAGGACUGUCACUGGGGCAGACAGGGAGCUCAGGCACCCCCAGAGCCCCACUCUGCCUGGCCCUACCUGGGCGCCCUGGGGCCUUGGAGGGCCGGCCAGAGGAGGAAGAAGACGAUAGUGAGGACAGUGAUGAGUCAGAUGAGGAGCUCCGCUGCUACAGCAUCCAGGAACCCAGCGAGGACAGUGAGGAGGAGUCACCUGCGGUGCCUGUGGUGGUGGCUGAGAGCCAGAGUGCACGCAACCUGCGCAGCCUGCUCAAAAUGCCCAGUCUGCUCUCCGAAACCUUCUGCGAGGACCUGGACCGCAAGAAAAAGGCUGUGUCCUUCUUCGACGACGUCACCGUCUACCUCUUUGACCAGGAGAGCCCCACCCGGGAGCUCGGGGAGCCCUUCCCCGGUGUGAAGGAGGCACCCCCCGCAUACGUGCCGGGCAGCCCUGGCUCGCCCAGCGCCCCCAGCCGGCCAAGGCGGGGUGACCGCUUUCCAGAAGGCUCUGCAACGGAAGAGGUUUCAGGCGGCGGGUUCGACUGGGACAACGACUUCCUUGGGGCGCCGGCUAAAGGGGUCUUGGCAACCACCCUGGGUCCGCCUGCGCCCGCCCCUGCCGUGACCCCUGAACCAGCCGCCACCGCGCCCAUCUCGCGCUUCACCGUGUCGCCCGCGCCUGCAUCCCGCUUCUCCAUCUCGCACGUAUUGGACUCAGACGCCCAGUCUGUGGGAGGCCCUGCAGCAAACACUGGAGGCGAGUACACAGAGGCUUGAGGCCCAGGCAUUGCAUCCUGAAGAGACAGGCAUCACUGGAGCCCCUGCUGUCCUGUCCUGGGCAGCAGCAGAAUGGGGACCAGGAAUGAGGGGAGACCACAGCCCUGGCAGCAGCAGAU